Messenger RNA from Papaver somniferum (opium poppy), 3183 nucleotides. RefSeq lists its product as uncharacterized. The transcript has 6 exons. The record is from RefSeq and is a predicted model, not a curated record. Bases 1 to 3183 code for a protein of 1060 amino acids. Lineage: Eukaryota; Viridiplantae; Streptophyta; Magnoliopsida; Ranunculales; Papaveraceae.
AUGAGGGCUUCGGCAAACCCACCAUUAGGACUAAGUACUUGGUUUGAUCCUAUAAAGUCUAUUUUGAAGGGUAAUAUGUCAUCUGAUGAGAACAAGAAAUGGAUGAAGUGUGACCGUAAGUCUGGUGAAUACAUACAAGGUGUGAGGUCAUUUAUACAGUUUGCCAAGAAUAAUGGUGGUGGGAGGGUUUUAUUUUCAUGUCCUUGUCGAAAUUGUAUGAAUGGUAAAGGUUUAGUUUCACUUAGUGAGAUAUCAUUGCAUUUGCUCAAAUAUGGUAUUUGUUUGACGUAUACAACAUGGCGUCAUCAUGGUGAAAGUUCAGUAGCAGCACGGUCAAGACAUAGGGAUAACACUACAGCAGUUAUGGAUGGGAAUGUUACAGUAGGAGGAGUUGAUGUGGAUGAGAAUGUUACAGCAGGUGUGGAUGUGGAUGAGAAUGUUACAACAAAUAUGGAUGUGGAUGAGAAUGUUGGGACCAAGGGGUGUUGUAAGAAAAAGUUAUCAGCGGCCGAGCGAGCAAGAGUACCAUUGUAUCCUUCGUGUCCUAAAGGAAAGUCGGCGUUGUAUGUAGCGAUAAUGGUGAACAACAUAAAGACUCAGUAUGCGAUUUCAGAUAAUGGUAUGACUGCAAUGUUAGAAUUGAUAAAAGAGUUGCUUCCCGAAGAAAACACCCUGCCAAGUAAGUUUCCAGAUGUCAAGAAGAUAAUUCAAGAGUUGGGGAUGGAUUAUGUAACCUACGAUGCUUGCGUGAAUGAUUGUAUACUCUAUUGGAAGGAUAAGAGUUCAUUGCUGAAGUGCCCUGUAUGUCAAGAACCGCGGUAUGUAAGAGUUUUCAAUGAUGAGAGAAAACUUACUCAAGUUGCGCAGAAGACGUUGAGACACUUUCCAAUAAUUGCAAGGUUGAAAAGAUUUUAUAGUAUACCAUGGAUAGCAGAGGCGAUGCUUUGGCAUUUUAGAGCACAGAAAGAUAUCAAUGUAAUGCGUCAUCCUGUUGAUUCUUCAGCUUGGCGUUGUGCGGAUAGUUUUUUUCCAGAGUUUGCUAAGGAAGCACGGAAUGUUACUCUUGGUAUAGCAACUGACGGCUUCAACCCCAAUGGAUGCAUUGGUCUCAAUUACAGCUGUUGGCCGGUAAUUCUCUGUCCGUAUAAUCUUCCUCCUACGAUGUGUAUGAAGAGGGAGUUUUCUAUGUUAUGUUUGUUGAUAUCAGGCCCAAGAGCACCAGGUAAAGAUAUCGAUGUUUACUUACAACCAUUGAUUGAAGAGUUGAAAGAGUUAUGGAAUGAUGGUGUUAUGACUUUCGACAGCUUCACCGGUUCUGAAUUUCUGAUGAGAGCUAGGUUGUUAUGGGGAAUUCAUGAUUUUCCAGCAUUAGGGACUCUUUCUGGAUGUGUAACUCAUGGGGAUUUUGCUUGUCCAAGUUGUGGAGAAGAAACAGAUGCUGAGUGGCUGCCAUAUAGUAAGAAGUUGUGUUAUAUGGGACAUCGAAGAUGGCUGCCAACGAAACACAAGUUUAGAGAUGAUAAAACAAACUUCAGUGGAGGAGUUGAGCAUGGUAAAGAUCCAUGGCCACUAACAGGAUUGCAAGUUCAAGAGAUGGUAGCUAAUUUGAAAAGCAAACAGGGUAAAGGAAAACCACCAUCAAAGAAACGUAAAAGAGGGACUGAAGGGUAUGCUGAUGAAGAAAUUUCCGAUCACUCUUUAUUUUCUCGAAGGUCUAUUCUUUAUGAUUUGCCGUAUUGGGGAGCGAACACAGUUCGUCACUGUACAUAUGUGAUGCAUACCGAGAAGAAUAUAACUGAGCACAUUGUUAAUACUGUAUUGGGAAAUAACAAGUCAAAAGAUGGUCUUAAUGCACGUAAAGAUAUGGAAGCUAUGGGGAUUAAAAAACGGUUAUGGUUGAAAGAGGAUGACAACACGGGCAAGAAAACAAUGGAAGAUGGGUCUUUUGCCUUAACAAAGGAUGAAAAAGUUGCUUUCUGUACAGUUUUGAAGAAUUUAAGGGUGCCUUCAAAUUUCUGUUCCAAUCUUCGCAACAACGUUGGUAUAAAUCCACCGGAGUUGAAGAAUUUAAAGUCUCAUGAUUACCAUGUUAUGAUGCAGUCUUUGUUUCCACUGCUUGUUCAUACUGCAACUUCAUUUCCUAAAGAUCUGCGAGUUGCUCUUCUCCGGAUUAGUUUAUUUUUCAAUAUCUUAUAUGAAGCUUUAAUCUGCGGUCCGGUCAGAUUUAGGUGGAUGUACCCCUUUGAGAGGUUAAUGAAAGGCUUUAAAGGGUUGGUGCGCAAUAAAAGGUACAUUGAGGGAUGCAUUGCGAGAGGGUAUUCGUUGCGAGAAGCUAGCUUAUUUUUUAUGGAUGGCAUGUCAGAUGAUGGUGAUGGUACUCAUAAACAUACUCGACGGGCUUUUUUAGAUGAUGACUAUGAGUUUGCAGAUGAGAUGCCUCUAAGUACUGGAAAGAGUAUGACUUUAACUCAAGUACAAUUUGAACAAUGCCGCAGCUGGAUCCUAUCUAAGUAUUUUGAGAUAGAUGACUGGAGAAGGAAGUAUGAUUCCUAUGUUAGCGGCAACACGUCUAAUGGUCAGCAGACCUCAAAGAGUUUUCAUUUGAUAGAAGCCAAAGAGACUGAUUCAACACUUUGGAGACUCGUGCAAGGACCCCUCUUCAAGGCACGAUCCUACAGUAAAUACCAAGUCAAUGGCUUUACUUUUAGCAAACUAGGUUGUGAGGCGAAGAAUAUAUCGCAAAACAGUGGCGUAUCAUUGAAAGCUUUUACAAGACUGAAAGCGAAGUCGGCCGAGGAAGCAGAAAUAACUUAUUACGGAGUUAUUAAAGAUAUUAUCGUCUUGAAUUACAUGGAGUUUGAAGAAACUGUUUUCUGUUGUGAUUGGGUUAGUGUUGGAGAUAAGAAUGCGUGUAAGGUUGAUGCAGUUUCAAAGGUUAUAAAGGUCAACUUAUCCAAGAUGAAAAACAAAGUUAGAGUGUCCGAUGAGCCGUUUAUCCUUGCAUCUGAAGCGGCUCAAGUGUUCUACUCGAAGGAUCUUACAGAUGAGGGAUGGUCCGUGGUGUUGCACUCACAUCAGGGGUUAACUUGUUCAGUAGAUAAAUUUGAAGUUCCUACAGCUUAUCAAUCAGUUCUUACUGACAAUGAGAAUUUCAAAAAGUUGCUUUCAAUUGGUUCUAUUUGA